CUCUUGCUCGACUGCCAUCUCGUUUCGCACUCGUUCACCGUGUUCAAGGAAUUCGUUGGCGUGGGUUCUGCGUCGGUCGGAAUCAGCGUCGGUGUUCUGUAAAAUGGCUGACGGUGACAUUGAUUUGUACGCCGACGAUCUAGAGCAAGAUUUCGCACAGGACGAAUUCGCUGGAGAUGGAGUCGACCUCUACGAUGAUGUGAUCGCAGCACCUCCAGGUGGUAACGGAGGAGGUGCAGGCUCUGGUGGCGGAGGAGGAGAUGGCGAUUCAACGUCUCCGAAUGAGGAGACUAAUGGCAGUGCUCCAUAUCAUCAAUUGGGCAAUAAUAUUCAGCCCAACCAAAUUGGAAGACGCCACCAACUUUAUGUUGGAAACUUGACCUGGUGGACAAGUGAUCAAGAUAUAACUGAUGCAGUUCAAAGUAUUGGUGUGCCUGAUUUUGUGGAAGUGAAAUUUUUUGAAAAUCGUGCGAAUGGGCAGUCUAAGGGUUUUUGUGUCGUAUCCCUUGGUUCUGAACAAAGCAUGAGAAUAUGCAUGGAGAGGCUUCCUAAGAAAGAACUACAUGGACAGAGUCCCGUUGUGACAUUUCCAACGAAACAGGCACUCAAUCAGUUUGAGUCUCAAUGUAAGACUCGACCAGCUCCGACACCUCAACAAAACCAAAACCAACGUCCACAUAACCCACAUCAACACCAAACGCCAUUACCUCCCCAUCAACAGCAUCCUCAACAUUCUCCGCAUCCCCAGCAUCCUCAACACCCGCAACAAAAUCAUGGUCCUAGAAUGAUGAUGGGUCCACCGCAAGGUGUGCGAAAUCAACGCAUGCCUUUACCUGGUAUGGGGCCACCUGGACCUGGAGGACCUGGACAACAGGGACCUCCUAGGAUGCACGGGCCACCAAUGGGCCCUGGGGGUCCUCAUCAUCCUUUGCCUGGUCAUCCUAAUCAAGGUCCUCCACCUCCUGGCUAUCAACAAGGUCCUUGGAAUGGGCCUAGACCUAACGGUCCACCCGGACCACCACGAGGACCUGGUGGACCUCCGCAACAAGGACCGCCUGGACCAGGACCUGGACCUCAACAUCGGCCACCUGGAAUGUUUCAUGGUGGACCACCUGGUCCUCCAGGGCAAGGACCACCACGUGGACCUCCUGGGCACCCUGGUGGACCUCCAGGUGAUCCCAGAGGAGCACCACCUCGCCCAGAUUGGAACAGACCUCCUGGAAUGCAUCACGGACCUCAAGGACCACCAGGUUUUCCUCAACAUCAACAUAUGCAAGGCCCACAACCUGGUCAAGGGCCUCCACAAAGAGGGCCACCUCCGGGUUCCAUGGGUGGUCCAGGUGGACCACCUCCAGGACACGGUGGACCACCGCAAGGUCCACCACAAGGUCCUCCAGGAGGCCCAGCCCCUCAUGUGAAUCCAGCAUUCUUCCCUCAAGGGCCCCCACAUCAACAUCCUGGACAACAUCCUGGAGGACCCCCAGGACCUCCAGGCCCUCCCCAUGGUCCCCCUCAUGGACCGCCGCAUGGUCCUCCCCAUGGACCACCUCAUGGACCACCCCAUAAUCAACCACACGGACCACCCCAUGUACCCCCACAUCCUUAUGGACCACCUACAGCGCAGCCUCCAUAUGGAGCGCCAGGUCCUGAUCAUCGGCCUGAGGGGCCACCACCUCUCACUGAACAAGAAUUCGAAGAAAUCAUGGGCAGGAAUCGUACGGUGUCUUCAUCAGCCAUAGCUCGCGCUGUAUCUGACGCUGCUGCUGGCGAAUAUGCCAGUGCUAUUGAGACCUUAGUCACUGCCAUAUCUCUUAUAAAGCAGUCAAAAGUAGCUGCUGAUGAUCGCUGCAAAAUUCUUAUCAGCUCUUUGCAGGAUACUCUACGUGGAGUAGAAACCAAAAGCUACGGAUCAGCACGCAGAGAACGUUCACGAUCACGUGAUCGAGAGAGGAGUCAUCGCAGACGAAGGGAACGUUCGAGGACCCGGGAGAGGGAGUAUAGGGAACGCAGUAGAGAAAGAGAAAGGGAUCGUGAUAGGGAACGUGACCGUGAGCGAGAACGAGAUCGUGAUCGUGAUAGGGAGCGCUACUAUAGUGAACCUUAUCCCAGAGAAAGAUCACGCAGCAGAGAAAGAGAUCGUGAACGUGAACGUGAGCGUGAAUACAGAGAACGCAGCAGGGAGGAAAGUACAACACGUCAGGCAGCCAGACCGCGAGUCAAAGAAGAACCUCCGGAAGCAGCCCCUGUACCAUCAUCCAAGUCGUCUAGGUAUUAUGACGAUCGCUACAGAGAACGUGAACGUGAAAGGGAGCGAGAAAGAGAAUCAAGCAGAAGACCAGCGGAACGUGAACGAGAGCCAGAACGUGAACGAGAAAGAGAGCGAGAGCGGGAUCGACGUGACGAAAGAGGCGACUCUUCGCAUCGCUCUAGACAUUGAUUUGCCCAGAGGUAUAUCGACGCACCGGAAUAAAAAUAUCUACUACACUACCUAGAUCCUCGUCGUCUCGUUUGUCUUCUCCUGCUGCUUCAAAUUGAUGCUUAUCACUGUCAUGGACAUACUUUCCUGUGCUCUUCAUAGGACAUUAUGACAAAGUGUUAGCCUAGAGAACAAUUAACAUAAACAUGGCUAUCAAAUAAUAGUUUUGUGACAGAUUGAUAAAAUUUCUUGAUCCAUAUAGAUAAUAAUAGGUAAUGGGGCAAAAAAAUGUUCAUAGCAUACAAUCUCAUGCUCAUUGGUUUUAUAAUGUAAACACAUUCUAUAGAAUUAACUAACAUUUCCACAUUUCAAUGUUUCAUACAUAUAAAUAUUGUAUAACGAUAGUAUAGAUAUAUACAUACACAUACCUAUGUAAAAGCAUUGUAGAUGAGAAGAAUUUGCUCCAGAUUAAGUUAAGCUGACGAUUAAAGUAGGCACAAAUGUUAGUUUCUAAAGUAAUAUUCAUAUAAAGUAACACUCUGUUUGAAUUUUUGAUGUAUAAUUAAAUAGUGCAUAACACUUAUGACGAAGAAACGAAUAAUGGAUUAGAUACGUGAAGAUUAUUGAAAAAAAUUGGAUUUCACAUCAUAUUCAAGAGGAGUGAAGUCACCAAUGCAAAAAUCUACAAUCACCGACCUGCACGACGAUGCAAGAUUGUAUCUUAAUAUAAUACAAAUAUUCGCUUUCAAAAUAUACAUGUAAAACAUGA
Messenger RNA from Athalia rosae (coleseed sawfly), 3185 nucleotides. RefSeq names its product cleavage and polyadenylation specificity factor subunit 6 (gene Cpsf6). Lineage: Eukaryota; Metazoa; Arthropoda; Insecta; Hymenoptera; Athaliidae. The coding region runs from base 104 to 2437 and encodes 777 amino acids. Gene Ontology annotation, molecular function: mRNA binding. The record is from RefSeq and is a predicted model, not a curated record. Gene Ontology annotation, cellular component: mRNA cleavage and polyadenylation specificity factor complex. The transcript is spliced from 11 exons. Gene Ontology annotation, biological process: mRNA alternative polyadenylation.